AUGAAGGACAAUGCAGGAUUUAAAGGAUGGAUUUUUGUCUGGGUGAUGAUCCUGAUGCAUAGCUCGGAUGGGGUACAUCUGCCAAAGGAACAUCCUUUGACAAUGUUACGCUGCAGGCCAAAGCCCUUGGUAGCCCUCACUAAGACCCUUGUCAAAGAAAGCUUGACCAUCUUUGAUGAAGCCAAUGGAAAGCAUCUCCCUCCUUGGAUGCCGGGCUUUCCAGAGCUCCAUGUCCCAAAUAAUGGCUCUAAACCUGGGUCAGCGGUCCAGUGUAGCUUGCUCUUCAUGGCUCAAGCCCUGGAGGAAGUCCUUGAGGACCAACGGAAUGACUUGAACCCUUAUGAUGUUUCACUUCAUAAGAAACUCAAGGAGACCAUCUUGAUGGUCAACAUGCUUAAAGCGUGUAUGAAGGAGAUAUGGGGCGGCCAUUGCUCCAAGAAUCCCCAGCCACCCAAGAUGCCCCUAUCUGCAAUGGAGAAGAAGCAAUGGGGCCAUACGUUGUUGAAGGACUCUGGAUACUACCUUGAUUGGUUAGUGCAUGAGAUCAAAGUCCAAAUGUCAAAGGCCAGAGGGUCAAACGGCAAAAAUCCUAAAACUGCCGAGCAAGCUUUUGCCAGAUAUUUAGAGGGGAGUGGGUAUUUCCUGUAAUUCUUAAGAGAGGUGAAAACCUGAUGCAAUGUUGCAUGUGAU
Lampris incognitus (smalleye Pacific opah) is the source of this 690-nucleotide messenger RNA. RefSeq lists its product as uncharacterized. The record is from RefSeq and is a predicted model, not a curated record. NCBI's taxonomy places the organism in Eukaryota, Metazoa, Chordata, Actinopteri, Lampriformes, Lampridae. The coding region runs from base 1 to 648 and encodes 215 amino acids. The transcript has 3 exons.